AUGAAUUUCAAACCGACACAAUUAUCAUCAGUACGCUGUUUUGGUGGAUAUCAACAAAUUUUCUCACAUUACAGUAGCACGCUAAAAUGUACGAUGAAAUUCGGUAUUUACAUACCAGAUAUAAAGCUUUGUGAAAAAGUACCGGUUCUGAUGUACCUUUCAGGUCUUACAUGUACUGAAGCAAAUUUUAUCGAGAAAAGUGGCUUUCAGCGUGCCGCAGCCGUGCAUAAAAUGAUAGUUGUAAAUGCAGAUACCAGUCCGAGAAGCGUCGACAUUCCGGGUGAUUCCGAUUCUUGGGAUUUUGGCAAAGGUGCUGGCUUUUACGUUGAUGCGACGGAACCAAAAUGGUGUGAACAUUAUCGAAUGUAUACAUAUAUCACAGAUGAAUUGCCUAAUGUAGUGCGAUCAAAUUUUACCGAAUGUGACCCGCAUCGAUGGGGAAUAAUUGGACAUAGUAUGGGCGGACAUGGUGCAAUAGUAAUUGGUCUCAGAAAUCCGGAAAAAUUCUUAAGUAUCUCAGCAUUUGCUCCUAUUUGUAAUCCAAUGAAUUGCAAUUGGGGAAGAAAGGCAUUCUUUGGAUAUCUCGGUCCGUUAGAAGAAAAUUGGAAAGCUUACGAUGCUGUGGAAGUAGUCAAAGCUUAUAAUGGAGAACCAAGAAAAAUCUUAAUCGAUCAAGGCACAGCGGAUAAUUUUUUGGCGCAGGAACAAUUAUUACCACAAAAAUUGGAAAACGUCAACAAUGUUAAAGUUCAAAUCGAAAUGAGAUAUCAGGAAGGUUAUGAUCACUCUUACUUCUUUAUUGCAUCAUUUAUUGAUGAUCACUUCGCAUUUCACCACAAAAUCCUCUCCAAACAAAGCAGUGAAUUAUAA
This is a messenger RNA of Brugia malayi, 870 nucleotides long. RefSeq names its product Esterase D, putative. The transcript is spliced from 6 exons. The record is from RefSeq and is a predicted model, not a curated record. Gene Ontology annotation, biological process: formaldehyde catabolic process. Gene Ontology annotation, cellular component: cytosol. Gene Ontology annotation, molecular function: S-formylglutathione hydrolase activity. NCBI's taxonomy places the organism in Eukaryota, Metazoa, Nematoda, Chromadorea, Rhabditida, Onchocercidae. The coding region runs from base 1 to 870 and encodes 289 amino acids.